CCAAAAAAAAAAAAGAAAGACAACUUAAAUUUCUUGAAUCAAAUCGCAGAUUAAUAAUUAAUAAGAGUGAUUAAAGUUAAAUUUAAAUACUGAGGUCAUGGCCGAACUGAAGGCACCCUCACUGCAAUCGCUGCUGGAUUCAGAUCGCGGGUCCACUGACAGUUUGCUGGCAGAAUCCCUGCAACUGGAUUUUGACGAUCUAGAUGAUAAGGAAUAUGCCAUACCGCCCACAGAUGUUUUACCAUCAUUGGAGGCGGUAAUGAGUGAAUUUGAUACCGAAUUGGAUUCCGAUGUAGCCUCCGAACUGGGCAUGCCAAUGCCGACACCGUCCCCAUCACUGGUUGGUGAUGGUGAUAGCAUGCGAGCCGGUGGUGUGGGCGGUGGUGGUUCCAUAAUGCGUUACACACUUCUUCACGGCAUCUCGUCGCAGCUAUCAUCGGCCGCCGAGCGUGUGAAUGCUGGAGCAGCAAGCUGUUGUGCAGUUGCUGCCUAUAUAGCAGUGGGUACUUCUCAUGGCCAUAUACUCAAUUUCGAUGUGACACAAACAUUGAGAUGGGCCCAUCAGGAUAAGCACAGUCAGGGGUCUGUCUCCAGUUUGGCUUUCAAUGGUGAUUCCUCGCGUUUAAUGGCCGGUUACGCCCGUGGAUUGGUCAUUGUAAUGGAUACACAGACGGGAGAUGCUCUGCGAGAGCUAUUUGAAGUGAUAACACCCAAUACGGGAGUGCUGCAUGUGAAAUGGACAUCAAGAUCUUCUCUGGCACUGUGCGCCGAUGCCGGUGGUUCGGUAUGGUCCUUGAAUUUUACCCGCAAACUGGGCAUAAGAGGUUGCCAAUCGCGUUGCCUUUUCUCGGGUGCACGCGGCGAAGUGUGUGCCAUAGAACCGCUGCUAAUGGAAGGAUUAGGCAGUCGACGUCAUGAGUUGGAUCAAUAUUGCAUUGUGGCAUUGGCUACCCUAUCGAAAUAUUUUAUUGUCACCGUCCGACCAAGACUGAGAGUCAUCAAAUAUCAUAGUCUACAGGGUCCAGCAGAUUGUCUACCCCUCUUGGCCUGGCACUUGGUAUUAAUACAAGCCGCCGAUGCGACACGCUCUGUGGAUCCCGUCUUGGUGGUGGGACGAGGCAAUCAAUUAUUUUUCCAUCAACUAUUCGUUGCCAAUGGACGCAUUACGUUGCUCUAUUUGCGUCAUGUGCAAUUGCAGUCAAAUCUUCUCUCUGCCCACUGGCUGGGACCCAAAUGUGUGGCUUCUCUGGAUACCUCGGAAGUGGGUCAUUUGAUCGACGUACGUUCGAGCAAGGAAAUGGAGUGCAUGGAUAUGGCCAAUGCCGGUUUAGUAUACAAUUCCGCCCAAUUUAAGGGCCUCGCCACUGGCGGCAACGUAUCGCCGGCCUUUGCUUUGGCUGGAACAAAUGCCUGCUACAAUUCCAUAGUCUCACGAGGCACCCAAUUAUAUAUCCUGGGCAAUCAUUCCUUGCAUAUCAUUGGUGUGCGUUCGUGGUCGGAGAGAAUUAGCUUUCUAGUGAAGAACCACCGGUGGCAAGAGGCCUGCCAACUGGCGUUGGAUGGUUAUCUUAACUCAACAGAGCGUCCACGCAAACGUUUGCAGGCCAAAGAGAGGAUUAUACAACUCUUUAAGGAAUACAUAAGUAAUGCAUCCCGACCACCUCCAGAUUAUUGUCUCGGUUCCAUAAUCAAUUGCAUGAUUGUUAUUGGUGAAUUGGAUUUACUGUGGUCUGAGCUCUGGGAGCGUUUACAAAAUACCUCGAAAACCUCAAGCGAAUUAUUUCUACAACACAUCUCCGAACACAUUGAACAGGAAUCGAUACAUAGUCUCAAUCCAAUUAUAUCACAGGCUUUGGUUGAGUUUUGGUUAAAUCGUAAUCCCAUCAAAUUGGAGCAAUUAAUAUUGAAAUUAGAUUGGCUCUCAUUGGAUUUAAAUCAAGUUUUAAAGGCUGUUAAGCGGCAUAAGCUGUAUAAGGCGCAGAUAUAUUUAAAUACUCAGGCACUAAAUGAUUAUACAUCGCCAUUAACCGAACUUUUGCCCCUUGUGACGACAGCUGGGCUGGAGGAAAGAUAUUUGGGUAAUUGCCUUUUGGUCUAUAUAUCCAGUUGUCUGGCUGGUCGUGGUUUUCCCAGUGGCGAUAUACCACUUGAGCAUAGACAUCAGGUCAAACACGAUGUUCUACGCUGUUUAACAUCACAACAUUCCAGAGAUAAAGAGAUUGCCGAUGUCGAGGAAGAAUUACCCUAUCCAUAUUUAAGAACUUUAUUAAAAUUCGAUACUCGCGAAACAUUAAAUGUCAUUAAUUUGGCCUUCCAGGAGCGAGAGUUUAGCAAUGAUUUGGGCUAUUCAUAUCGGAAAAGGAUUAUCAAUUUGCUAUUGGAGAUUAUGACACCGGAAAAUGCCACAUGGGCGGAAAUCGGUUGUUUGUUGAACUUUAUUGCCCAACAAAUAUCGCAACAAUGUUUGCCCUGUGAUAAACAUUUACUCGAACGAGUCCUCAGCUAUUUGGCCCAGGAGCAUAUAGCAAAUGAAUCGAGUCGCCAGCAUUCGGAACGUGAAUCGGCUUGGCAUGAAUUGUUAUCGCAGAAUUGUCUAAAUCAAAUAAGCAGCGAUGAGGAGCAAUUACAAUUGGCCAAGAAGGCCAAAUGCUAUUAUGUUGAGGAAUAUUUGUUGGAGAAAAUGAAAUCAUAUGAUCAUAUAUUGGAUUGUUACAUUAAGAAUCCCUCAAGACAUGACAUGAUGUUUGCCUAUAUGGAACGGCAUGUACAGGAGCCAGAACGAAGAAUAUAUGAUCAGCUUAAGGAUAAUCUAAGGCAAAUGCUUGACAUAAAUGCACAACAAACGACUCGUCUGGUGGCUUUACACUAUCCCGAGAGAAUAAGCGAAUUAAUUGAUCUAUUGUCGAGUCAAAAGGACGAUGCAAAAUAUCUUUUUGUAUUAUUGCAAAAUUUAAUUGAUAGACAAACUCAAAUGGAUGCCAUGCAAAUAGAAUUAUUAUUGCGUUUAUAUUGCCAAUUGCAGACGCCCGAACAGAUUGAAGAAUUCCUGAGAUCUCAUGAGGGUUAUCGCUUGGACAAAGCCAUUGAAAUAGUAGAGAGUUGUGGGCCAUUGAAACGAUCUGUGAUCUAUCUAUAUGAGAAACAAGAGUCAUAUGCAAAGGCUUUUGAUCUAUCUAUGGACAUGCUACGCGAAGCUGACUCGACAAAUCAAGCCUCAAAGGAGGCCCAGGAGAUAUCGGCUCUAUUGGGGCGAUCGGUGAAAACAUUGCCAACUGCUCAGCUAGAGCGUUGUUGGUUUAGUCUAUUGCAAUACAUUCUACCUCAUCAGGAGUUACAAUCUCUGACCAAGUCUCUGCUGCAUGAGGCAUCCCAGCAUAUCGAUUUGCAUAAUCUGGUCCAGCUAAUCAUGCAAACGCAUAAUGUUUCGAGCAGUUUUGGUGACAUUAAGGAUCUGUUAAUGGGAAUGCUGGUCAGUUCGCGUCAACAGACCGAGGCUCUACGCACAGCUAGUGAGAUUUUAUGCCAAGAUUUGCAUAAAGACUUUGUUGAGCAACAGAAACUAUCACGUCGUGGUUUAUGGAUAACCAGCUUAAGAUGUUCCAUAUGCCGGCAAAGACUUGGUGGCGGUGCCGCCGAUUCGACAGUAUUGAUAAUGGGUAAAUGCGGACAUUCCGUCCAUGAGAAAUGCCUUAUCGAAAGGCAAGAGGAACUCAAAGAAGACGAUGAACCAUGUCCACGCUGUGCAGCAAUGCCAGCACCGCUGCCAUCGACUCCUUCGCCUGCCUCUCAUCUAAGGCUAAAUGAUCAUCACGAUGAGAGCCGUAUGAGUCCAAUGCGUCUGCCCUGCCCCAGUCAGCAUUUAUUGAGUCAAUCCUCUGCCCUCGAAUUAGGCGCACUGCAACUAAAGGCUCCACCCAGACGCUUCUAUUAAAUCCAAUUGUACUUGUAUUAUAUAUAUAUAUAUAUAUUCCAUAU
Messenger RNA from Drosophila willistoni, 3975 nucleotides. RefSeq names its product vacuolar protein sorting-associated protein 8 homolog (gene Vps8). Gene Ontology annotation, molecular function: protein binding. Lineage: Eukaryota; Metazoa; Arthropoda; Insecta; Diptera; Drosophilidae. Gene Ontology annotation, biological process: endosomal vesicle fusion; protein targeting to vacuole; vesicle-mediated transport. The record is from RefSeq and is a predicted model, not a curated record. Gene Ontology annotation, cellular component: HOPS complex; late endosome. The transcript has 3 exons. The coding region runs from base 98 to 3931 and encodes 1277 amino acids.